This is a messenger RNA of Pygocentrus nattereri (red-bellied piranha), 10708 nucleotides long. RefSeq names its product rab11 family-interacting protein 2. The record is from RefSeq and is a predicted model, not a curated record. Gene Ontology annotation, cellular component: phagocytic cup; endosome. Gene Ontology annotation, molecular function: small GTPase binding. Bases 518 to 1969 code for a protein of 483 amino acids. Gene Ontology annotation, biological process: regulated exocytosis. The transcript is spliced from 6 exons. NCBI's taxonomy places the organism in Eukaryota, Metazoa, Chordata, Actinopteri, Characiformes, Serrasalmidae.
GGCACGAGGAAGCGGGGAGAAGGGCAGAUUUUUAACGGGCACAUUUUUGGGGGAAACCUCAGUUGUUUUUGUUUCUUAAACAGAAAUUAAUCAAAAAACGGCGUUUAAAACGAGCUGUAGACAGCCGACCAAAGACCGCCAAGGCAACACAUUAUUCCACAGCCAGCUCCUUCGCUGCACUUGGACGGAAAGUAUGACUCUGAGGUAAAAAAAUGUAGCAACGUCUUCACAUUUUGACAGCUACUUUUGUGGAAGAUGCACUGUGGAUAUGCAAGAUGCCCUGGAUGCUAACUUAUCUCCCAUAGCUGUAUUCCUUUUGAACGAAGUGCAAAGGAGGGACAAUGUAGAUUGAACUGCAUACAUUUAAUCCCAGCCUUUACAUUUCUACCUAAUAUUCCACUAAUGGCACUCUUAUAGUGUUGAGUCAUGCAGCGCUCUUGCACCUAAUCAGAGAAUGAAGCAGUGAUUUGAAGUGUUUUGUCAGAUAUAGUAGGCCCCGUCCAUAAAACACAACACGAUGUCACUAGCUGAGCAGUCUCAGAAGUGGUUCCCCACUCACGUCCAAGUGACGGUCCUCCAAGCGGCAGACCUCCAGCCGAAGGGGAAGAAUGGCACCAACGAUGCCUACACGAUCAUCCAGCUUGGGAAAGAGAAAUAUUCAACGUCGGUGGCGGAGAAGACCUUGAGUCCAGUAUGGAGAGAGGAGGCUUCGUUCGAGUUGCCGGGCCUGCUUGUGGAGGGCAACCCGGAGAUUUACGAACUGUGCCUCAUAGUCAUGCACAGGUCUCUGGUUGGGAUGGAUAAGUUUCUAGGACAGAAGAGCAUCAACCUCAACGAGAUCUUUGACAACAAGGAACGAAGAAAGAUCAACUGGUACACCCUGGAUUCCCGUCCUGGUAAGAAGAGGAAGGAGAGAGGGAAGAUCCAGGUGAGCAUCCAGUUCAUGAGGAACAACAUGACUGCCAGCAUGUUCGACCUCUCCAUGCGGGACAAGCCGCGCUCGCCUUUCUCCAAGCUCAAAGACAAGAUGAAGGGCCGCAAACAUGACAGUGCCUUCUCCGACACCUCCUCUGCCAUCCUGCCCCGUUCGGCGCAGUGCGAGACCGACUCUCAGCUUCCCCAGGGCCUGCCGAACCAGCAUCUCCAGCCGCCAGCUGGCUGGGUGGAGCCCAAACCCAAACGCUCUCUCCUAGCAGGAACUCAGAAACUCUCUGCUGCCCACUCCAUGUCUGACCUGAUAGGAACCCACUUCAGGCCCAAACUGGACUCCAUGAACUCCAUCGAAGAGAGUGGUGGAGUUGCCCCUCACAGGCGCUCUCAGAGCGAGGUGCCCGGUUACCAGGACGGUGAGGCGGUGGGCGACCCGUUCACAGACAUUGGUGACAACAUGCCGCAGAAAUUUGCCACGCUCCCCCGCAAUCGCAACCCCUUUGAAGGAGAUCAGGCGGUGUUCUGGGACCGGGCGGACCGGAAGGAGAAGAAGGAGAAGGUCAGCCUGCUCGAGCGAGUGACGGGAAAGAAAGAGGGACGGAAGACGAGCAACGGAGGACGCUCCGGCAGUUCAGGGGACCUCCGAUCUCCGAAUCCGUUCACCACUGAGCAGGCCAGCGACACCAACCCCUUCCUUCCACACUACAUGCCCAGUGAUAACACAAAACCUAUCAGUAAUGAAGACUUGAGCCAGAAGAAAAAGGCCUCCCCAGAGAGAAAACAAGGCAAGAAGAACACAAGAGAAUCUGGGGCUGAGCAGCUCCAGACCAGUAUGGCAGCAUACAGCGGGCUUUCGUUUGAAGAGGUGGUGCAGGAGCUGAUCAAGCAGAAGGAGGUGGUGAGGAAGAAGGAUGCCCACAUCCGCGAGCUGGAGGACUACAUUGACAACCUGCUGGUGAGAGUGAUGGAGGAGACACCCAGCAUCCUGAGGACGCCGUAUGAGCCCAAGAGGAAAGCAGGCAAAAUCUCCAAGAAGUAGAGGUGAACUUCAUCGUAUCGUCAGAGUGGUACAUCUGAUGUUUGAACCAGAAACGUAAGCAAUGAACAAAAGGACUGAAAUGAGCAAUUCUGGUUACAGGCAACCUUGCUAGUUUACAUGUGUGACACCUUCACUUAAAAUUGGUUACAGAAUGACGGAUUAAGGACUGUAUGGAUUUGUCAUUGCCAAACAUUCUUUUUAAAGGUAGGUUUGGGCACAGGCUGACUAAUAGCCUUUUCUGUCAAUAUAUACACUGAUAUUUGUGCUCGCAUACCUGUUCAGUUUGUGGUAAGCUGUAGAGGAAAAAAAAACUUUGCGCAAGGGGACCGAAGUCGUGAUCCGAAAACAGACUGUGUUGAGUUGACAUUGCUGUCCUAGGCACAGCAACAAUAAUGAUGAGCAAAUAUUUUAACCAUUUGAAUUGACGGUUUAUUUUAUAAUGCACUUCAGUUUAUCACCACACACAUACUCAGUAUUGUUGCUAUCAGAGUUCAGCCACAUGUUCAGCUUUUGUGGUUAUGUGGCAACCAUAUCAUGGGCACCUGCCUGUCUGUGUGGGUGCUCAGUUGUUACUGAGUACGAUUAAUGUCUGUUGUGUUUACUGGAUAUCUUAGGAACGGAGGAAGAAAAGUGCAGUUUACUGUGACCCCAUGGCCAUGAGCUGUUUGAUAACAGGGUAUCUACACUCACCCCCUGCAGAAGUGUGUUUACACUGUGCCGUGAGACUAAAGAGUGAAACUGGAACUCAGUCAUCAUCUACCAUCAUGGACUCCAUUCUUAGGUAACUGAAUGUUGCCACACUGCUUUCAAUGUUUCAUGAGUUACGGAACAUUUUAUCACUACUGUCGCUUAUUUCUAAUAGUGAUCAGUUGAACUGGUACUGGAAUCUGUUGGUGUGGUUUGAUAUAUUUUGGGGAGAGGGUACUUGCAAAUUGGUACUUAUAGUGCUGUGGAAAAGUAUUUGCCCUCACCCGAUCUGUUCUAUUUUUUGCAUAUUUAUCACAUUUGAAUGUUUUGAUCAUCAAACUGUUUUUUUUUUAAUAUUAGACAAAGAUAACCCAAGUAAACAUCAAAUGUUUUUUUUUUUUAUUGAUGAUUUUAUUUAUGGAAGGAAAAGUGCUUUUCAGCCCUAUCUGGCCCUGUGUGAAAGAGUAGUUUCUUCCUUGGCUAUUAAAUCAACCAUUUACCCAAAUUCAGUUGACUGUUGGGACAGUUUCACUUGCGUCACCCAGGCAUGAUUGCUACCAGGCCUGUUGAAUCUAAACAUGAUUUAAAUAGAGCUUGUCUGGCAAUGUGAAGUAGGUUAGAAGGUCUUAAAAAGCAGCACAUGAUGUUGUGUUCUAAAGAGAUACAAAUACAAAUGCAAAACAAAGUCAUUGAAUUCUACCAGACUGAAAAGGGUUACAAAGCCAUUGUUAAGGCUCUGGGACUCCAGUGACCCACAGUGAGAGCCAUUAUCCACAAAUGGAGAAAACUUGGUAACAGUGGUGAAAUUUUACCACUGGAGGUGACCAAAGAACCCAGACAAACCUCUAAAUCCUGCAGGCCUCACUUUCCUCAGUUAAAGACAGUGUACAUGAUUCCACAAUAAGAAAGCUACUGGACAAAAAUGGCAUCCAUGGGACCACUGCUGACCAAAGAAAAGGCAAAGCCUAGCUCACAUUUGCCAAAAAAUAUCUAGAUGACCCCCAAGACUAUGGGAUAAGAUGAUGAGUCAAAGGUGGAACUUUUUGGAAGACAUGGGUUCCAUUACAUCUGGCAUAGCUAACACUGCAUACCACCAUAAGAACAUCAUUCCACCAGUCAAACAUGGUGGUGGUAGUGUGAUGGUCUGGGGCUGGAUGUCUUGUCAUAAUUGAUUCAACCAUGAAUUCUGCUCUGUCAGAAAAUCCUGAAGGAGAAUGUCCGCCUGGCAGUUUGGAACCUAAAGCUCAAGCACAGUUGGGUUUAUGCAGUAGGACAAUGAUCCAAGCAAGUCCACCUCUGAAUGUCUCAAAAGAAAAAGUAAGGUUGUAGAGUGACCGUGUCAAUGUCUUGACAUGAAUCCCCUUAAGAUGCUGUGGCAAGACCUUAAACAGAUAGUUCAUGCUUGAAAACCAUCCAGUAUAGCCAAAUUAAAACUAUUCUGUAAAGAAUAGUGGGCCAGAAUUGCUCCAUAGUAAUGUUAAAGACUCAUUGGACAUUAUCGCAAACGUUAGUUAGUUACUUUAUCACAUAGGUGAUAUAGAUCUGGAGUAAAUUUUUAUCCUCAGUAAAUGGAAUGACAGUUUAAAAGCUGGAUUUUGUGUUUACUUGCAUGGUCUUUAUCUUAUAUUAAAAUUAGUUGGAUGGUCUGAAACAUUUAGAAGUGACAAAUUAGAAAAAAUAGGAGAAAUCGGGUGAGCGGCAAAUACUUUUUGACAGCACUGUACUAGGGGUGCACCAAUAUUGAAUGUCUGGGCUGAUGAUGAUAACUGAUGAUUAACACUUUGUUGUGACGGAUAUCGUUGCUGAUAACGGAUACGUUUGAUGAUGAUAACUUACUUUUGCAAAGCUAAAUCAGAUCUGACAGUUGUUGCAAACAAUUGUUGCUCAUAUUUCACAUUUAUUAAGCAAACAUUCUUCUCCAGAGCUGCUUACAAACUUCUGUUUUCAAAACAAUGGAAGUUGUCAGAGUACGGAAAACAUUACAACACAGUUUUAUAUCCUUAGUUGUCAGAGAGUAAGAUGGACGAAAUCUACUUUUAGUGUAAUCUAAAAGUACUUUUUGACUAGACUACUGACUCCUGUUGCUUUGGUAUCUGGUUGGGCAAGAUGGGCCUCUCCUCACUCACACGUCAGAGGAUCCCCACACCAUGAUUCAUUCUUAUAUUUAUGUCUUGAACAUAUAGACAAGACACUACACACUUUAUAUCAGAAAUUAUAUAAUUAAUGGCGGGGAGAAGAACUGUCUGGCAUUCGGGAUGGAGCGAUGAUAGACCGACUUUGGAGCCAGAGAGAACACUGACGUUCGGACUUUCUGAAAAGUUGCCCUGCUUCCAAUUCUGCAGUGCUCACAUGCUCUGCUGGGGUGAGUGGAAUAUUAGGUAAAUUUAUUUUUUCACCAAAUCGCUCCCUUUAGGUGCGGCUGUUGUGUUGUUCGGUGUAUUUUGAUGCUUUUGUAUAGUUAGUGAUGUUACCACGCAGGCAUACUGAACGAAUUAAACAUCAUUCCAGUCAUUGUGGGUUAGCUCACACACACACCGACCUCAUUCGAUUUUGUGGAAAAAUUAGAUAAACACCUUAUCGAGCAUUUAUGAAUGCCACCGCUGCUGUAAUGUUUUCCCUGCUUUGAUGAAAAGGGUCUAUUGAAACUUCAGUUUUCCAUGUAUGAGGCAGGCAUUAUUGGGUACUGUUUAAAUGAGUUUUUUUAAAUAAAAAAAAGGUAAUUCACUAGUAAUUACACAUGUGAAACUAAGUGUACAAGUUUUGUUAUUGGUUGUAAUUAUCAGCCAUCAUUCUGAUAUCGAACUGAUAAUAAUAAUAAUUGAUGUUUCCCAUUUAUCCGGGAAUAAUGUAUUGGCCAUUGAUAUAUAGUGCACCCCUGGUAUUUACGUGUUGAAAUGUACAUGUUGAUGCACUGGACUGGUUCACAGUUACACUACUGAGUAUUUAAUUCUAGUCGUAUUGAGGAGUUGAAUCGAACAAAAAAGCAGUUCAUGCUCAGUUUCCAAAGAUCUGAUUCUGAAUGUUUCUCAGCUAAACCUAAACCUGCUGGGUCUUGGUGUCGUCAGCACUAAGAAGUGAUUUGCACUAAUGGCCAGAUCUAAGAGAACUCAUGUUAUGUGAAUAUAACAAAAGUAAUACAGAAUCAGUUUUUAAUCUUAGGGAUUAUCAAUAUUUGCACCACCAACUCUUGCACCACCUCUUCUGUUUUCUCCUCCUCUCAUUACAUAUUCUGUUUGUUACUCUUUGUAAUUGAAAAUCAAAUUGAACGGUUUUAAAAAUGAUUUAAUCUGCUUAUUUUCUCUUUGUUGACCUGAUGUAUUGUGUGAAUUUUAUUUAUAUCCUUCGGAAACUAAACAUAACAUCUGGCAAAUGUACUCAUACUUUUCCGCUGAAAACUUAUAUUAGCUAAUGGUUAUUUGGAGCAAAUACAUUUCAUUAGCCUAAUUCUAUGUCUUAUUAUUCAUUACAGUAUACAUGGUUAAGUGCAAUGUAGGCUAAGGCAUUGGCAAACGGUACUUUUAAGUUUGGUUAGAACAAAAACCUUGUUUACAGAUUGUUUUAUAGAAUACUACUGGAGUUAAAGGUUUGAUAUUACUGUUUCUACCUUUGAUCAGAUUAAUACAGAAGUUCUAAUAUUACAUGUUAAGACAAGGUCUUUAUAACCUAGAAGCCGUUAACUGUGGGAGAUAAACCACCAUCUCAUGAACUGUCACUGACUGUGGCUGCCUUUUUAAAAACACCUGGAUAUGUAAGGUUUUUUAUAAAAAACCCAGCCAUUUGCUAUUAUUCCAGCUUCCUAAUUGGAUUGCUUGGCCAAAGUGCAUGACUAAGACUAUGCACAAUGAACAUCUUUGCACAAAACAUUGAACAAAAAUGUCUGUCAAGCUAAAGGAAGUCACAGUGUCUAACAUGCUAUUUUAAUGCGGAGAAGAACCUACUUUUUAAAGCACUUCUCCUUCGUCUGGGUGACUCACUUAGACUCAUUGCUGUCUUGUGCCAACAUCAGUCUGCAGGUGGGCACGUACACAGUAUAAUUUUCCAGCUGUUUGCUAGCUAAGAAAAGCAUCAACCAACCACGCAGUCAUUUAUUGUUAACUAUAAACACAUUCCUGACACUAGGUAUUGCAAUAGGUGUUUCAGGUCAGAGAUUAUUUUAGCCUCUUCUAUGCUGAUUUGCCCGUUAGCCUAAUAGAUGAUGUGUUGUGUAGAGAUGGGCGAGAUGGCAAAAUCUAUAGGAUUGCAUGCAAAAGUUUGGGCACACUUUUAAUAGUCAAAUUACGUUUUGUUGAUAUUUUUUUUUUAAGUGACAUAAGUACACAUAUUGUACUGAGAUUUGCAGAGUUCUGUAAAGUUAUUGUUUAUUUGCUGAAUUUAACAUAAAAAAAUUGAACAUAAAAUGUGGCCUGUGCAAAAGUUAUGGCACAAUUUGUUUUUGUAUUUUUUUAUUUUUUUUAAGAUAUAAAUAAAUGGAAAUUGUGUAGUAUGUGUAAAAAGUGUGCAGACAAAUGGCAAAUCUGAUCUUAUUUUCUUAUUUUUUAUUUAAAAUCAACAAAAUAUGUAAUUUGACCAGGGGUAUUUAAAAAAAAAAAAAACAAGACAAAAAAAAGACAUUUUCAUGAAAAAUGUAUCACUAUAUUUAGGUUUUCUGAGGCUAGCAAGCAAGUUGGAAUGGUCAAAAUGCAAAACAGCACCAAGCACUUAGUUCCAAUUUACAAAGGAAAAGUUACUGCAACACCUGUUACAGGCUUAUAGGUACUGACAGUAGCCAUACUGUGCUCAGAAAAGCAUAGCAUCGCAUAAAUGAUCAUAAUAAUGAGAACAUAUAGUUACAUCGCUCUAAUCUCAUCAACAGCAACUUUUGAGUUACUUCCAAGGCAAUGGUCUUUAUUAUAAUUGUCUAAUUCCUGCAUCGUACCUGUGAUCAUUCAGGUACGAUGCAGGAAUUAGACUCGGAAACAGUGGUCCUAACUGUUUAACAAGCCGUGCUGUUUCCUGCAGUGUUCGGUGUAGAGUCUACAAACUAAAGUAUUGCAGAUGAACUGUGAACCUGACUGUACUUAUGAUCAGCUGCUUGUCAUUGAGUUCCAACAUCCUUAGUGAAGUAGAUUGUAGCUUAUUUUAGUAUAUUGUAAUAGUUUUGACCACUAAAGAUGUGAUCAAAUUUGGUAAUAGUUAAUUUCCCAAAAAUAUCCACAAAAACAAAAGGUGUAAUUGUUAUCUGUCUUCUUGGGCAGGGGAGCAAAAGUUUUGUUGACCUAAGUAGGAAGUAAACAAUAAAAAAAUAAAUAAAUACAUUUGGGGAAAUCCUCUAAGUAGCUUAGUUAGCAGAUACCACUUUAGUUUAUUCAGUGGAAACUAUGACGCCCUAAUUUCUAUCAAAGUGACAAACUUGACCAUGAGGGCGGGAUAUUCAAUGCUGAAAAGACUCCUAUUCGUCAAUUAUUUGCAUGAAAAAAAUAAUUGACAAAAAGAUUAAGUGAUUUUAUAUAUUGGUGUAUACUAAUCCAUUUUGAAUGUUCUAUUAAAUGAAAGGUGAUAUAGUCACAUAUACACAAAAAGUAUAUCUGCAAAUAGCAACCCAGACGACUAGUGAAGUUCUGCUCAGAAAUUUGGAGUCGUUGGUCAUUAAUAGUUUGUGAAAUUUUAUUCAUCUUCAGCUUGUACAGUGUAGCUGCUGAUAAUACAAAAUAUGACCCCAAUAUUGUUGAGUAUUUGGGGAAAGUUGUGAAAUUAUCAGAACUUUCUACUGUUCUGCUCCUCAUUAAUUUGAGUAGUAAUGGUCAUUUUAAUAUUAUUAAACUAUUGAAUAAAGUGGGGAUUCCAGACUUGUGAGAGGUAGUGUAAGUAGUCUGAACACUGUGCUGGUUUGCUGUUAAUGCAGCCACAAAAAAUGGAUUUGAGAGUCACUGUACGGUUGUAUUUGUCACUUAUCCAGAGUGCUUAAGGAGAUCUUUAGGAGGUCUUUACUUCCAUGCGACUGAAGUUUUGCACAGUGCAUUAGUGCCACCCACAGUGUUACACAUUGUGCGAAUGCUUUUGAGUUUGCAUGGAUAUCAUAUGUACAAAAUAUGAGGAAAAAAAAAACGUAUUUUGAUAUGUGCGACCAAAAGGUUCGAUAGAUAGACGAAGCAGUACUUCCGCAGUGUUUAUAUAAGACAUUGGCUCAUGUGUUUUUUUUUUGUUUUGUUUUUUUUUUAUUUAAUAAAUGCUGUCAAGUGCUGCUGGGCCAAGUCAUUCAUGCUAAUUUGAGAUGUAAAUGAGUGAAUUGGCUUUUUCAGCUGCUGUCCUUUGUUUAUUUUGACAAAAGUCGUCUUCGUCGUGUUAUGUUGUUCAUCUGUGUAGAAAACUUCUCUUGAUUACGAUCAAUUCUAUGUAACAUCCUUGCACAGUGAACUCUUUGAAUGCUUCACAGCUAUCAAAUGACUUUCCAGUGUUUUACUCCAUUUACUAUGCAUCUCAGUUCAGAGCUGUUUUUGUGUUCUACUCUGAAUGUAUUUCAACCAAUCAGCAAUGUCUGUAAUCACAAAUGCAGGCGCAUGUACUUGACCAGUGUCUUAACAGCUCCCUGCGUGUGUCCAGUAUAUUGAAAAUGAACUGUCCUGUUUCAUCACUUCACAAACUGUGAAAGACCAUCAUUACAUUUGAUCUUACAGUGACCUUUAUGCUUUUGCUCUUAUAGAAAACCAUUUCAAGCACAUGCAUUGGGAAGGUAUGUCAGUUAUGACCAUUGCUGUGUCACCAGUGUGUAGAAGGAAAGAAAACGUGCAAAGAAACCACUAAGAUUAGCAUUUUAAAAGCAACCCCUUGCUAACGGUUUGCAGUCUCAUUGAUUGUCAUAGAUGGCUAAGUCAAAACUAAAUUGAACCCUCCAUGCUUGUCUCUUUUUCUCUCUCAAUCACGUGUCAGCUUGUUUUGUUUGCUGAAAUGCAGUAACCGCUCUAAUUAACUCCCCCACUUGGGCUUUUGAUGGUGACUGAUGCCAAGUUAAAAUGUAAUUAAGUCUCCAUUCUUGAAUUGAACGUUCCAUGCUCAGAAUUUCUGACUUGCAGUCUUUGCUUCUUGGUAACACCAGUGCUUCCUUCUUCUGUAUUUCGCAAAUACAAACAUUCCCUUUUCACCAUGUCAUUUAUCGGAAAAGUCACGUUUUUAUUGUGACAGCUGUGGCUAUAUCUAAAUUCUUUAUGCUACAAGAACAAAUUGCAUCACCAGAACGCAUGACUUUUACUCAUGUUUGCACAGUGCAUUUGAUGUAUGAUGAUGAAAACACUGCCUACAAUUGUUUCUUGGCUCAACUACUUAGAAAGUUCACCCAUUCACCCAUAAUUUGUCUCAAAUUAAGUGAAAUUCACUUCCAUGAGUUUCAAUGUAAGGUUAAUUGAAGAACGUUUUAUUAUAUACAUAACCACAGAAAAUCAAAAAUGUUUGAUAUUGUGUAAAUGGAUACCAAAAAUCGCCUAGUUGCAGUUUGAUUUUUUUCAUUGCCUUAUGUUUCAUAGUUCUUUUUUAUAUAUAUGUCAGCAGCUACUGUCUUGUAAAGCCACAAAAUCCUCUGAUGCUGUGAUUACACCUUAUUAUGGUCAUCAUUGAAAUAAUAUUCAGACUAUUAUUUCUUAUUAAUUAAAAGAAGUUGCAAUGUGAAUGUGAUGAAAGAUCCUUUUAAAGUACGAUUGUCGAACACUUGAGCUGUUGUGUGUCACACUACUUGCAAAGAAAUCCUCAGAUUUUGGUUGUUGGCACGUACUAAUUUUCACCGAGCUUGUAACCAGACUUUUCCUAUUGACCCACUUUUCUGUAGUUUCCCCAAAUAGAAGACUUAGGAAAAUGCAUACAGCAAAAGUACCUUUUAUAAUAUAUUUGUAUUUAUUUAUGAUUGACCCCCAUUUUGAAUUCUUUCUGUCUCUCUCUGUCUAUAUUCUCGGCAUGCGGCAUGGGCUAAAAAAAAAAAAAUGUAAGGAGGGAGUGAUGACUUGCGCUGCCUCCUUGGACUACCAUGUGGAAGGCACAUGAUUGUACUGUCCUUUUCAAUAAACACCCUGUACUUCUUAAAGCACA